ACGGCCCGGCACGUCUGGGCUCUGGGAAAGUAGUCUAGCGAGAUGGCGGAGGCAGGCGCUGGCCGCCGCGGCGAAACGAACGCGAGGUUUUCAACUCUCCGUGUGUCGAGAUCAGCGCGCCCGGAUCACUGGAGCUGCCAGGCAGGACCGCGCGGAAGUGUUACGUGUUUCCGUCUCCCGGCCGUGCGAUUUAUGUAGACGAACAAAGAACAGGUGUGCGAAAGUGUUUUUUUUUCCUAUCCUUUUACGUACACGUGACUUUUUUGUUCCCUUUAACAGAGCUGUACAUGCCGAAUAACAGUUUUUCUUUCUUUCCCCACGUAUAAGCUCGUCCCUUUUAAAUAACAAACAGUUCACAGUUAUCUGUUACGGUUCGUUGAACCGAGGUGUAAGGUUAUCGAUACGCCCCUCUGCCACAGCGAUAGUUUAACUUUACCUGUCGACCUGCUUUCGCUGACGACGUUCGGGGUAUCGAGUAGCGGUUUGAAAGGAAGUUUUUUCAGCGAUAUCCGCGUGGCAAGACUGCAAGUGUGAAGUGUUUGGCAGGCGUGUGAACUGACUUGAUGUCUGAGCAGCGUCCGUAGAGGGCGAGACAAAGCUUUAUUGCCAGGACAAGGGCGCCUCCCCGCGCAGGAUGGACCGGCUGCGGCGCAGCUUCCGGGACAGCUUCAAGCGGCGCAAGGAGCCGCACGUGCCGGAGAGCUCCAAGCCGCACCAGUGGCAGGCCGACGAGGCGGCCGUGCGCGCCGGCACCUGCAGCUUCCACGUCAAGUACUUAGGCUGCGUGGAGGUGUUCGAGUCUCGAGGAAUGCAGGUUUGCGAAGAGGCCCUGAAAGUACUUAGGGGCUCUCGGCGGCGACCAGUUAAGGCCAUUCUCUACGUCUCAGGCGAUGGUUUAAGAGUAGUGGAGGAUGAAACUAAGGGCUUGAUCGUGGACCAGACGAUAGAGAAAGUUUCCUUCUGCGCCCCCGACCGGAACCACGAGAAGGGCUUCUCGUACAUCUGCCGGGACGGCACCACGAGGCGCUGGAUGUGCCACGGCUUCCUGGCUCUGAAAGAGUCGGGGGAGAGGCUGAGCCACGCCGUGGGCUGCGCGUUCGCCGCCUGCCUGGAGCGGAAGCAGAGGCGGGACAAGGAGUGUGGCGUCACGAUGACCUUCGACGCCAAGAACUCCACCUUCACGCGGACGGGCAGCUUCAGGCAGACGUCCAUCACCGAUAGGCUGCAGGACCCACAGGAGGCUAAACCCACAGGACCGGCGGGGCAGCACGCCGGCACAGACGCUCCGCCCGUGAAGCAAGUGUUCAACCCGCACGCGAUCGAGCGGCCGCACGCCACGCUCUCCAUGCUGCAGCGGCAGGGCUCGUUCCGCGGCUUCGACCAGCUGAACCAGGCGUCGCCCUUCAAGCGCCAGAUGUCCCUGCGCAUCUCGGACCUGCCCUCGACGCUGGAGCGGCAGCGCUCCCUGAGCCUGGAGGGCUCGGACUUCCGGGCCCCGCCUCCCCGCCUGAAGGCACCAGCCGGUCCUCAGAUGGCCGUCCAGCCUUACCGUAGUCGCUUGCAGUCGCUGCCCGUGAGUGCCGCUUGCCUUGCGUCCGAGAUGAGUCCCAUCCCGGAGUCGUCUCCGCUGAGCGACAGGGGCGACUCUGUCAGCGCCAUGUGUCAGCAGCUGGCCCAGGGACUGUCUCUGCUGUCGUCGACUGACGACUUCAUCAUCCCCGCUUCCUUGCAGAAACUCACAAAUGGCGUGGAGACGACUGCAAAUCAGCAGCCGUUUUCCUUGAACUCCAGUACGGCAAGCAUCACCUCAGUCACUGCUGUUUCUACAUCUGCAGUCUCUGACACGGCAAAGCUGAACAGCAGCGGCAGCAAUUUGUGGAACAGCAGUCCCCGCAACACGAGGGCGGUGUGGUGUCCGCCAGUGCUGCCAUCACGUUCCACGCCCACACCACCAUCGCCACCUCCCCCCAUCGCGCCCGUGACGCCGGUCUUCCCCCAUGCGGAGCUGCCGCGUCCCGACCAGUGGCUGGGCAGCGUGGUCUCUUCCACGGCGGGGAGCGUCCGGCCGCGCCCCCCGCCCCUCUCCCACCACUCGCGCGCCCGCUCGCUGGGCUCCUUCCACAACGCCAACGGCGCCGCGCCGGGAGGGGACCCCUUCGACGCAGAGUGGGCACCGGUCGCUCCCGUCGGCAGCACCAACCCCUUCGUCGCGCCGCCCACGCCCGUCAAGGCGUUCGAGGUGCAGAUGUGACGCGGCGCCCGGGACUAGCGGUGGCGGGGGCGCGCUGAUCUGUGAUUCCAUUGCUGAGCCACGUGUGGGUUUCGACUAGUCAAAACGCCGCGAAGCGCUGGACACGACCGGAAAAAGGUUUUUAUGUGCAAGCCGAGAAAAUAUUUUUUAUCGAUGGUGGAAAUUCAACAACACGUAUCUCCUUCAUCUCUCUCUCUCUCUUUUUUUUAAAGUAUUUUUUUAAGUAUUUUCUCUUCUUUCAGGGUGUCCACAUACUGGAGAGUCGGGGAAUUCACUUAAAAUCCGGGAAAAUGUAUGGCAAUCCCCCCAGUGGCAGUAAUUUCAGGGGUAAAUAUCAUUCCCCAACCUGCCAUCAGCAAUAUUCUGAAGGAAUAUUUUUCAGAUGGUUUUUAGUGGAUAGUUAUACACACCAUAAAGUAGGGAUAUGCAAGGUUCUGUAAAAUACGAAAGAGGAUAAAAAAAAAUUGGAGAGAAAACUAGGCCAUCUGUGAGGAUGGUGGCGACUGGAUUUUGUUUAUUCUUUUUAAAAAAUUGCAAAAAUAGGUAAAUUAUUAAAAAAAAAAAAAAGGGGGGGGGGUUGAAUUUGAAAUUUUGGACAGAUAAAGUAAGGAAAAAGGUGGGAGGAUUUUGUUACAGAUAUUAUGGACACCCUACUUAUAAAAAUAACAUUUUUCUGAUAACUUAAAAAAGGAACAAUGUAGUGCUGUGAACAGUGAAUUUUGUAUUUAUAACUUAUACCACACAUUUCACACUUGAACAAAUGUGCAGCCAUGAACAAGUAUUUAAAUGUGAUUUGUGUUUGUGAAGAUUCGUGUUGUUGCAUCAGCAACAUCAAUUAUGUUGCUCAUUACAUGUAUGCAUUUACAACAAACGUUGAAUUCGUAUGUCCAAACAUUAACCAUGUAAUAUAUAGAUGAUAUUUUACAACCUUCCAAAAGUUUGCAUACUGCAAAUAGUGCAAUAUAACUGCACAACUCUUUUGACAGUAUUGCAAAUAUAUAGGUUUUUAAUCAAUAUUUGAGUAACUGCUUGCACAUGAAAAUGAGUGAAAUAUUACUAAUUAAAUGUGCUAAACAUUAUCUAGAACAGCAAAAUUAUUACUGUUGACAUUGCUAGCUGUGUUGUAUGUUGAGUAAAAAGCUUUAUAUGAACAAUAUUUUAUAUGUGCAUAGUUGUGGAUAUAAAAAUUGGUUACGUUACA
This is a messenger RNA of Bacillus rossius redtenbacheri, 3452 nucleotides long. RefSeq names its product protein numb (gene numb). The coding region runs from base 635 to 2251 and encodes 538 amino acids. Gene Ontology annotation, cellular component: cytoplasm. Lineage: Eukaryota; Metazoa; Arthropoda; Insecta; Phasmatodea; Bacillidae. The transcript is spliced from 12 exons. The record is from RefSeq and is a predicted model, not a curated record.